Messenger RNA from Racocetra persica, 260 nucleotides. The record is from the annotation of a GenBank genome assembly. NCBI's taxonomy places the organism in Eukaryota, Fungi, Glomeromycota, Glomeromycetes, Diversisporales, Gigasporaceae.
AUAUGUUAUCUGGACCUGUUGUCGGUAUGGUAUGGCAAGGAAAAGAUGUUGUUAAAACUGGUCGUCGUCUUUUGGGCGAAACAGAUCCUUUGAAAUCUGCACCUGGUACUAUCCGCGGUGAUUUUUGCAUCGAUGUUGGUAAAAAUCUCUGUCACGGUUCCGAUUCCGUUGAUAGCGCCGAAAGGGAGAUAGGUCUUUGGUUCCCUAAUGGUGUUGUUUCAUGGGAACGUAAAAACGUUCAUAAUUUAAUCUACGAAUAA